GAGAGAGAAUAAUGAGAAACUGUUGGGCUGCAGAAGAGCUAACAUGAAGUUGUCGGUUGUUCAGCAGAGGAAACCCAUCAUCAUCUGAAAUUUUUGGCUCCCUUCAACGUUUGUUCUUUAUAGGUUUUUUGACGGAUCUGAGGAGACACAAAACCCUGUCUUCUUUACUCUCUCUCUCCCUCCCUCCACUGCAUUAGCUCCUGAAUCAGUGCUGCUAAAACUACCCUACAGUUUUCGAAUCAAAUAUAAUCCACUGUUCCCUGUGGCUACCAGUACUGAUAAUCUAUCUCCUGUUUCGAGGGGUCCCAUAAAGCUUUCAAUUAAGAUUCUCUUGAAUGUUGUUAGCUUGCAGUCUCAAUUAAAGCCGGACAGACAACAUAGCAGCUGCCAUUUUAUGUGGGUGCGCUGGUUUCUUAAUCCCACCCGUCACUUUACUACGUAAUAGGAAGAGGUUUAAUUGUGACUUUGUUUGUGGGUUUGGCACUAAAAAGAGUGUCCACAUCAGGGGAUAUCGAUAAACCUAACGUAGUACGGAUUAUUGGUCUGAGAAUUGAAAAAAUUGCAGAUUAAUGGUGUUUUAAGGUAAGUUCGGAGAUAUCAAGAAUCAAUGGAGGUCAGAGGUAGCAGCCAACAACAAAAGGAUAUGAGAAUACUACACAACUCUAUUGGCGCCGGCUAUCCAUCUUCUUUAGAUAGAAGAAACAAUGGAUUGAUUAAUCAGAUUAAUCAUCCUAUGCAAACCCUAGAUCAACUUCAAGAUGAGGCUGCAAACCCAGAUCCAGAUCCGGGAGUUCUUCCGAUUGGUCCGGCCAAUAGCGCCGCCGUGGCACCGCCGCAAAUACCGCCGGAAACUUCGGGCAAUGGUUCUGGGAAUUCUUCAGUUAGGUACAAAGCGUGCCUCAAGAACCAUGCGGCUAGCAUGGGGGGACAUGUGAUCGAUGGGUGCGGAGAAUUUAUGCCCAGCGGCGAAGACGGCACGCCGGAAUCCCUCAAAUGCGCCGCCUGUGAUUGCCACCGCAAUUUCCACCGGAAAGAAAUCGACGGCGAAGCCCCGCCCCUUCCCCCGCCGCCCUAUUUCCCAUUUACUCCACCAAUAAACAACAACAACAACCAUCAUCGGGUUCACACUCCGGCGGCAAUGCCUCCCCGGAACCUCCACCACUACACCCACGGCGUGGCGCCGCCGGUGAUGGUGGCAUUUGGCGGCGGCGCUGCGGCGGAAUCUUCCAGCGAAGAUCUUAACCUGUUUAAUCACGCACGAGGACAGGUUUUACACAAUCCGUCGCCAUUUUCAGUGUCGAGAAAGCGGUUUAGGACGAAAUUCACGCAGCAACAGAAGGAUAGGAUGCAUGAAUUUGCAGAAAAGCUUGGGUGGAAGAUCCAGAAGCAAGAUGAGCAACAAGUGCUGCAAUUCUGCAGUGAAGUGGGCAUAAAAAGGCAAGUGUUCAAGGUGUGGAUGCACAACAAUAAACAAAAUUUCAAGAAGCGACAAAUGUAGUAAGCCAUCAUAUAUCAUAAAAUACAUGUGUGAAUUCAAUUUAACUACUACUGUGCUUACAACUUAUCCAUUGUGCAUAAUUGCAUAGAGCUAUCUAGAGCUACAUAAAUAACCUUUUUUUUUUUCA
Messenger RNA from Ipomoea triloba (trilobed morning glory), 1625 nucleotides. RefSeq names its product zinc-finger homeodomain protein 6-like. The record is from RefSeq and is a predicted model, not a curated record. The transcript has a single exon. Gene Ontology annotation, molecular function: transcription cis-regulatory region binding; DNA-binding transcription factor activity. Gene Ontology annotation, cellular component: nucleus. Lineage: Eukaryota; Viridiplantae; Streptophyta; Magnoliopsida; Solanales; Convolvulaceae. Gene Ontology annotation, biological process: regulation of DNA-templated transcription; regulation of developmental process. Bases 608 to 1498 code for a protein of 296 amino acids.